AGCGGCGCGAGGCUCCGUCCCUUUUCCCGCUCUCCCUGCGCCCGCUCCCGGGCUGCGAGAGCGAAGGACGGCGGCGGUCGCAGUGGGACUGUGCCCAGAGGAGGCAGGAUGCUGAGCUGCCGCCGGGCUGCCCGGGCGCUCGCGCCGCCCCCGCCGUCCUGAGCUCGGGCCGACGGGGCGGAGGAUGGCCCCUGCGCCAGGCUGGUCGCGGGCGCUGCUGGAGGCAUGGACUCGGCAGCGGCUGGCAGGAACUCCUCCGGCCCCACUGGCCCCAACGGCACGGUGAGCGGCGGCGGCGGCGGCGCGGGGGGCGGCGGCGAGUCGCCGGGCAGCGGCAGCGCCAUCCUCAUCUCCUUCAUCUACUCCGUGGUGUGCCUGGUGGGUCUGUGCGGGAACUCCAUGGUCAUCUACGUGAUCCUGCGCUACGCGAAGAUGAAGACGGCCACCAACAUCUACAUCCUCAACCUGGCCAUUGCGGACGAGCUGCUAAUGCUGAGCGUACCUUUCCUGGUCACCUCCACGCUGCUACACCACUGGCCCUUCGGCUCGCUGCUCUGCCGCCUGGUGCUCAGCGUGGACGCGGUCAACAUGUUCACCAGCAUCUACUGCCUGACCGUGCUUAGCGUGGACCGCUACAUUGCCGUGGUGCACCCCAUCAAGGCGUCCCGCUACCGCCGGCCCACUGUGGCCAAGAUGGUUAACCUGGCCGUCUGGGGGCUGGCUCUCAUCAUCAUUCUGCCCAUCCUAAUCUUCUCCCGGACCGAGGCCAACACGGACGGCACGGUGGCCUGCAACAUGAUGAUGCCCGAACCUAAGCAGAAGUGGCUGGUGGUCUUCGUAGUCUACACUUUCCUCAUGGGCUUCCUCUUACCCGUGGUGGCCAUCAGCCUCUGCUACAUCCUCAUCAUUGCCAAGAUGCGCAUGGUGGCGCUCAAGGCCGGCUGGCAACAGCGCAAGCGCUCCGAGCGGAAGAUCACGCUCAUGGUCCUAAUGGUGGUCACCGUCUUCGUCAUCUGCUGGAUGCCUUUCUACGUGGUGCAGCUGGUCAACCUCUUCGUCGAGCCCGACGACGCCACCAUCAGCCAGCUUUCCGUCAUCCUCGGCUACGCCAACAGCUGCGCCAACCCCAUCCUCUACGGCUUCCUCUCGGACAACUUCAAGCGCUCCUUCCAGAGGCUCCUGUGCCUUAGCUGGAUGGACAACGCCGCCGAGGAGCCGGUCGACUACUACGCCACCGCCCUCAAGAGCAGAGCCUACAGCGUGGAGGACUUCCCCGCCGACAACUUCGGCGAGUCGGGCAGCGUGUACCGAAACGGGACUUGCACCUCCAGGAUUACAACCCUCUGAGGACAGGCCUUCCGACUCUCCCAGGCCGGGCCGAGUCACGGCGGAGUGGAAGAGGGCGGGGGAGAUCGGGCCAAGCAAAAGCC
Molecule: messenger RNA, 1430 nt
Organism: Candoia aspera
Lineage: Eukaryota; Metazoa; Chordata; Lepidosauria; Squamata; Candoiidae
Gene: SSTR1
Product: somatostatin receptor 1
Exons: 1
Coding region: 226-1347 (373 amino acids)
Biological process (GO): cellular response to estradiol stimulus; neuropeptide signaling pathway
Cellular component (GO): neuron projection; plasma membrane
Molecular function (GO): somatostatin receptor activity; neuropeptide binding
Source: RefSeq, a predicted model, not a curated record